Molecule: messenger RNA, 2273 nt
Organism: Tupaia belangeri chinensis (Chinese tree shrew)
Lineage: Eukaryota; Metazoa; Chordata; Mammalia; Scandentia; Tupaiidae
Product: actin-like protein 7B
Exons: 6
Coding region: 1-2037 (678 amino acids)
Source: RefSeq, a predicted model, not a curated record
AUGGGAAACAGCAGUUCCCACAAGAGGACCAAAGCGUCCAAGCAGGCUGGCAAGGAGAGGCCACGUGACAUGGACGAGGCCCGCUGGAAAGAGCUCUGCAGCAGAUUCCCACAGAAGAAGCCCAGCACCCCACCCUCAAAACAUGCUGCUCUGCCCCUCUUCAAAUGGGCAGAGGACCUGGACCAGGCUGGGUGGGUGAAGGCCCCUGGCAUCAAAGCUGGGAGGACCAAGGUCGUGCUGCUUUUUACCCCGGACAAGCGGCGGCACCGGGCCGAGGAGGCGGUGGGCCUGGGCGUACCACCUAGGCGUCCAGGUGAGGACGCAUCGGGCGCCCAGGAAGGCACCCCGACGGCGGCGCCCAUGCUGCGUGGAGCGGGCGACGGCGCCGAGCAGCACGAUAGCUUGGGAGAGAGAGACAUAAAGAAGAUUCUGGUCCGGCUGCUGCUGCAGAACCCGCGGCUGCACGAGGGUCAGAACCAGAACCCCUCCGAGCUGGGGAGGGUCAUCCUGCUGCACUGGUGGGAGGCUCUGCCCCUCACUCCAACUCUGCAGACUCGGGUCGGUCCCCACCAGGGCUGCAGGCUCUGCGGAGGCGGAGCCGCCCCCCGCCAUCCCGGCGAGUCCCGAGAGAGAGGGCCUGGUGAAGAGGGCCAGAGGGCGAAGAGGGCAAAGAGGGCCAGCGCACGGGCACAGACCGACAGGAACCUCAGGUCCAGGGGCGGAGCCACGAGCUGCAAAGCAGACAGCCACUCGGGCCUUACGGAGUGGGACCGGACCACCACAGUGUGGGCUCAAGGAUCGAGAGGGACGGUCACCCAGGUCAGACGAGGAGGGACUUUGGCCAAGGAGGCAGAGCCAGGAGCCGAAAGGCGUGGCCACGGUCUAGGCUGGAGGCGGGGCCUCAGAGGCGCGGAGGGGGCGGGCCGGCGCCUCCAGCGGGCGGAGCCCUUCGGCGAAAGGCCGGGUCCUGUUCUGAAGGUGGCGUCGGUGUCCGGCAGCCGCCGGGGCUGCCGGGCCCUGGGCCGCGUUGCUGUGGUGGUGGACCAGGGCUCGGGUUUCACCAAGGCGGGCUUCGCGGGUGAGGACCAGCCGCGCAUAGUGCUGAAGAGCUCCAGCCUGGUGCCCAGCUGGGACCGGCCUGUGCUGCCCGGCGCGCCCGGUUGCGAGCUGGCAGGCGGUGUGGCGCGGGCGCACCCUAUCAAGCACGGCGUGGUGGUGGACUGGGAGGCGUUGGAGGGACUGUGGGAGCGUCUGCUGGUGGGCGGCCUGCAGGUGUGCCCAGAGCAGUGGCCCGUGCUGGUGAGCGACUCGCCGUCGGCGCCGCCCGCGGGCCGCGAGAAGGCGGCCGAGCUGCUGUUCGAAGCCCUGGCAGUGCCCGCCUGCCACAUCGCCAGCACCGCGUUGCUGGCGCUCUGCUCUGCCGGCGCGUUCAGCGGGCUGGUGGUGGAGGCGGGCGCGGGGGGGUGCCCCGCCACGCCCAUAUAUGCGGGGCCCUCGCGGGGCCGGCGGGCCGUGUCCCGCAAGGCCAUCACACAGCUCAAAAAGCGCUGCUGCUAUGUGUCUCUGGACUUCGAGGGCGACCUCCGUGACCCUUCCCGCCACCAUCCGGCCAGUUUCUGCAUGGGCAACGGAUGCUCCGUCCGCCUGAGCAGCGAGCGCUUCCGCUGCCCUGAACCCAUCUUCCAGCCGGGUCUGCUAGGCCAGGCGGAGCCAGGAUUGCCCACACUGGCCUUCCGAGCACUGCAGAAGAUGCCUGCAACACUGCGGACGCGGCUGGCCAACAGCGUGGUGCUGGCAGGGGGCUCCACACUUUUCCCUGGCUUCGCAGAGCGCCUGGACCUGGAGCUAGAGGCGCAAUGCCGGCGGCAUGGCUACCCAGCCCUACGACCCCGCCUGGUGGCCCAGCCCGGGCGUGGCAUGGCUGUGUGGACCGGCGGCUCCAUGGUGGCCUCCUUGCAUUCCUUUCAGUGCCGCUGGAUGACCCGGGCUAUGUACCAGGAGUGUGGCUCCAGACUAGUGCAUGAAGUGUUCAACUGAGUCACACUGGACUGGAGGGGGUGGCAAAAGCCAGGGCUGCAGAGGCUGCCGGCUGCACUGCAGCUCUAUCAGAGGAUCCGAGUCCCACAUAAAGCCUCCAGUUUGGUGCUGCCAGGUUCUGGUGUGGUGAUGGGCCACCCCCUAUCCUUUCUUGGGCACAGAGGUGGUGGUCAGGGUCUCUGAAACACUGUUUGAAUCCCCCCCCAACCACUGUCAGUGCAGAGCCCACUCCCAGG